AUGGGCAAAAACAAGUUUGGAUAUUGUUGGGAAAACCGAGAUGCUUAUUGGGCUAGAAUUUCAGAGUACUACAACACACACAAGGAAUCGUCAUGGCCGGAGCGUAAUCCUAAUGCAAUCAAUUGCCGUUACACAUUGAUUAACAGAGAGACCUCCAAAUUUUGUGGUUGCCUUCAGCAGAUUUUAAAUAAGGAAGAAAGUGGAAGGACUAUAGCAGAAAAGACAAACGAUGCACACAUUCUGUUCAAGGAAAUGGAUGUUAAAAAAAAACGGCCUUUCACAUUGAUGCAUUGCUAUAUAGAGUUUGCAAAGUAUCCAAAGUGGCAGACAAGAGAACUUGAAACUUCUCUUAAGAAACAAAAGAAGACCAUUGAUGGAAGUCCAGGCACAGCCACCAAUGAUCCGUCCGAUGCAUCCUCAGUACGCACUGAUGCAACCUCGAUACAUACUGAUGCUCUUGAACAUGAGAAAAGACCUGAUGGUGUUAAGAAGGACAAGAGAGGUAAAACUGAUGAGAAUGCUUGCAAGCUGUCAUUAGAAACUGUGUGGGCAGCAAAGCAAGAGAAGGAUGAGAUCAAAGAAGCGGCAAGAAAUGCUCGCCAUGCACAGCAAUUUGAAUUGCAAAAAAAGGAGAUUGCACUCAGAAAGAAGGAGGAUGCACGAAACGAGAGGGAGGAUGCACGGAGACAGUUUGAAUUAGAUGAGAGGGUCAUGCUGCUCGACACUAGUGGUAUGACUGAUGUGCAAAAGCAGUUCUACCAAGCUAAGCAGAAUGAGAUCCUGCUCGAGGCCUAG
Molecule: messenger RNA, 795 nt
Organism: Triticum aestivum (bread wheat)
Lineage: Eukaryota; Viridiplantae; Streptophyta; Magnoliopsida; Poales; Poaceae
Product: glutathione S-transferase T3
Exons: 2
Coding region: 1-795 (264 amino acids)
Source: RefSeq, a predicted model, not a curated record